Messenger RNA from Clupea harengus (Atlantic herring), 761 nucleotides. RefSeq names its product complement C1q-like protein 4. The record is from RefSeq and is a predicted model, not a curated record. The coding region runs from base 105 to 635 and encodes 176 amino acids. Gene Ontology annotation, molecular function: protein binding. NCBI's taxonomy places the organism in Eukaryota, Metazoa, Chordata, Actinopteri, Clupeiformes, Clupeidae. The transcript is spliced from 3 exons.
GAGUGUCAUCUUCAUCCCCGACCGACUCGUUACUCUGAGUAUAAAACAAGCUUAUUUAGAGGGACACUCAUACCCUGUUUCCAACCUCUAGAAAGCUCUUAAUAAUGGCAGGUCUGAUACUGCUCCUGGUUGCACCAAUAAUGCUGGUCACUGGAGAUCCACUGAUGGCAAUGGCAAGCUGUGUGGAAACAGACGGAGGGUUCGUGGCCUUCACUGCGGUUCUACAACCUCCAAGUGGGGACGGGUCUGAUGGCUUUCAAUCCAUGGGACCCUACAGCAGUGACACCACAAUCAUUUAUGGCAAUGUGAUCACCAAUAUUGGAGAUGCCUAUAAUUCAGCAACAGGGAUCUUCACUGCUCCAGUGAAAGGAGUCUACUUCUUUACCUUCACUACCUACAGUUGGGUGACAGAGAAAGACAUCGGUGUCCAGCUGAUGAAGAACACUGAUGUAGUGUUGACGGUUUGGGAAUGGCAGGACAAGGGUGAUAAUGAAGACUAUGCCUCCAACUCAGUGGUUCUGCAGCUGCAGGUUGGAGACAUGGUGUACAUGAGACUCCCCAAAAAUUUCUACAUUGCAGCUAGCAGGUUACACAAUGUUAACACCUUCACAGGUUAUCUGCUUCGUCAGAUGUGAGGGAGCCCUUUUAAAAUUGUGAUAAAGGGUUAACAAAUGGAAAGAUCAUAAUGUUUAAAAAAGUAGAAAUGUAACCAUAGAAUUCUAUUUCUAUGUAACUGAAAUAAAUAAAUGAGCAGCAUCUUC